Pyrus x bretschneideri (Chinese white pear) is the source of this 519-nucleotide messenger RNA. Its product is annotated as GDSL esterase/lipase At3g14820-like. The transcript has 2 exons. The record is from RefSeq and is a predicted model, not a curated record. Lineage: Eukaryota; Viridiplantae; Streptophyta; Magnoliopsida; Rosales; Rosaceae. Gene Ontology annotation, cellular component: extracellular region. Bases 1 to 519 code for a protein of 172 amino acids. Gene Ontology annotation, molecular function: hydrolase activity, acting on ester bonds.
AUGACGAGAGGGAAGCCCUUCAAAGACAUGAUCAGUCUGAAGAUCACAGUAAAAAUUUGUCAGGGAGCUCUAUCUCUGCCCGCGCAAUUAGAACACUUCAAAGAGUACACUGCGAAACUGAAAGGGACUGUUGAAGAAAAGAGAACAAGAAAAAUUAUAACCAAGAGUGUAUUUCUAGUUUCAGCAAGCAGCAGUGACAUUUUGAGGUCCUAUCCGAGCUUUAUCCGGAAAUUUCAGUAUGAUUUUCCUUCAUAUGCUGCUCUUCUGCUCAGAUCGGCUUCUACAUUCGUCAAAGAUCUAUGUAGCCUCGGAGCUAGGAGAAUUGGUGUUUUCAGUGCUGUAGCGAUCGGUUGCACUUCAUUGGAAAUAAGUUCAACUGGGUUACUGAGAGAGUGUUUGAAGCUGCAAAACCAAAGCGCAGAGUUGUUCAAUUCUUUGCUGUCAAAUGAACUAGAUUACAUCAACUCCAACUUUACAGACGCCAAGCUAGUCUUUUUGGAUAUCUACCACCAUUCUUGA